Molecule: messenger RNA, 2511 nt
Organism: Dovyalis caffra
Lineage: Eukaryota; Viridiplantae; Streptophyta; Magnoliopsida; Malpighiales; Salicaceae
Source: the annotation of a GenBank genome assembly
AUGGCGGAUGAACCAGCAUCACCGUCGCUAUCUUCACAAUCGCAACAGCCGCCGUCGUCAUCGGCGCCGCCGCUAGGAUCAUCAGUGAUACCAAUAGUGAACAAGUUACAAGAUAUAUUUGCCCAGUUAGGUAGUCAAUCGACGAUUGAGUUACCGCAAGUGGCGGUUGUAGGGAGUCAAAGCAGUGGUAAAUCGAGUGUUUUGGAAGCACUUGUUGGGAGAGAUUUCUUGCCACGUGGAAAUGAAAUUUGUACGCGGCGGCCACUGGUUUUGCAGUUGUUGCAGACUAAAAGGAAAGGUGAUGGUAGUGGGGAAGAGGAGUGGGGAGAGUUUUUGCAUUUGCCUGGGAAACGCUUUUAUGAUUUUUCCGAGAUCCGGAGCGAAAUUCAGGCUGAGACUGCUAAGGAAGCAGGAGGCAACAAAGGUGUCUCUGACAAGCAAAUUCGUUUGAAGAUUUUUUCACCCAAUGUUCUUGAUAUCACACUUGUAGAUCUACCUGGUAUAACAAAGGUUCCUGUGGGUGAUCAACCCUCCGAUAUUGAAGCACGGAUUAGAACUAUGAUCAUGUCAUAUAUUAAAAGGCCAAGCUGUUUGAUUCUAGCUGUUACAGCAGCAAAUUCAGAUUUAGCGAACUCAGAUGCUCUUCAGAUUGCAGGAAAUGCAGACCCUGAUGGUUAUAGAACCAUUGGAGUAAUCACAAAGUUGGAUAUUAUGGACAGAGGCACUGAUGCUCGUAAUCUGUUGCUUGGAAAAGUGAUUCCCCUUCGACUUGGUUAUGUUGGUGUUGUGAAUCGUAGUCAAGAGGAUAUUAUGCUCAAUCGGAGCAUCAAGGAUGCACUUGCUGCAGAGGAGAAGUUCUUCCGUAGUCGUCCAGUGUAUAAUGGUCUAUCUGAUCGUUGUGGCGUUCCUCAGCUGGCGAAGAAACUGAAUCAGAUUCUAGUACAGCAUAUAAAGGCAAUACUUCCAGGCUUGAAAUCACGCAUAAGUUCUGCUUUGGUUUCUGUUGCAAAAGAACAUGCAAGCUAUGGAGAAAUCACAGAAUCAAAGGCUGGCCAAGGAACUCUUAUUCUGAACAUUCUUUCAAAAUAUUCUGAAGCAUUUUCUUCUAUGGUAGAGGGAAAAAAUGAAGAAAUGUCAACAUCUGAGCUCUCUGGAGGAGCACGAAUUCACUAUAUUUUUCAAUCAAUCUUUGUGAAGAGUUUAGAGGAGGUUGAUCCCUGUGAGGACUUGACUGAUAGUGACAUUCAAACUAUCAUUCAGAAUGCCACUGGUCCUAGAAGUCCACUGUUUGUACCAGAGGUGCCAUUUGAAGUUCUUGUUAGGAAGCAAAUAGCUCGUUUAUUAGAUCCAAGCCUUCAGUGUGCCAGGUUUAUAUACGAUGAGUUAAUAAAGAUUAGCCAUCGCUGUCUAGUGAAUGAACUUCAGCGGUUUCCUGUUCUAAGAAAGCGCAUGGAUGAAGUUAUUGGAAACUUUUUGCGAGAUGGUCUUGAACCAUCAGAAACAAUGAUUGGACACAUUAUUGAAAUGGAGAUGGACUACAUAAAUACUUCCCACCCAAAUUUUGUUGGUGGUAGCAAGGCUGUGGAGAUCGUGCAGCAGCAGAUCAAGUCUUCUAAGGUUUCUCUUGUUAUGCCCAGGCAAAAGGAUGGCAUAGAGCCUGAUAAGGCACCGAAUUCUGAAAGGGGUAUGAAGACUCGGGCUAUUCUGGCCAGACAAGUAAAUGGGAUUGUGCCUGAUCAGGGAGGACGUCCGGUGGCAGAAGCUGAAAAGGUCGCACCUGCUGGGAAUACAAAUGUUUCAAGUUGGGGUAUCUCAUCAAUUUUUGGUGGAGGUGAUCAUUCUCGAACCUCUGCUAAAGAAAAUUCAACUAAUAAGUCAUACAAUGAACCUGCUCAGAGCAUAGAACACUUGGAUCAAAGCUACUCUAUGAUUCAUUUAAGAGAGCCCCCAACUAUCUUGAGGCCUUCAGAAAACCAUUCAGAGCUUGAGUCUAUUGAAAUUGCAGUCACAAAAUUGCUCUUGAGAUCAUACUACGACAUUGUUCGGAAGAAUAUUGAGGAUGCUGUACCAAAAGCAAUUAUGCACUUUCUGGUUAACCAUACAAAGCGUGAGCUGCACAAUGUCUUCAUUAGAAAACUUUACAGGGAGAAUCUGUUUGAGGAUAUGUUGCAGGAACCUGAUGAGAUAGCAACGAAGAGAAAGCAGACACGAGAAACACUCCGAGUUCUACAACAGGCAUUCAGGACUUUGGAUGAAUUGCCAUUGGAAGCUGAAACUGUUGAAAGAGGAUACAGUUUGAGUGGUGAUUCCACAGGAUUGCCGAAGAUCCAUGGACUGCCAACAUCAACAAUGUAUGCCAGUGGUUCUAGUGACUCUUACUCGGCUUCACCUAAGAACCCGAAGUCCCGGAAGUCAUCUCACUCAGGGGAGCUACAUCCACAUUUAUAUGUUGAUUCUAAUGGAGGUGGACGUGCUUACAUGCCAGGUCUCUAUCCAACAGUAGACUUUUAA